Molecule: messenger RNA, 2373 nt
Organism: Drosophila santomea
Lineage: Eukaryota; Metazoa; Arthropoda; Insecta; Diptera; Drosophilidae
Exons: 5
Coding region: 1-2373 (790 amino acids)
Source: RefSeq, a predicted model, not a curated record
AUGGCCCAAGAAGGAUCCCUCGACACAGUGUCUAUUCUCCAGGCCAAAUAUGACUACUGCUACAACAACAAUCGACAGAGCAACGCCUCAAGUCGCGCAAGCACCCUCUCAGCCGCUAAUUUCGUCCGGCUGCCGCUUACCUCCAUGCGACACGGAAGUCUUCGAUGGCGACUACCUCCGAUGGCCCACUUUCCGGGACCUAUUCACGGCAAUUUACAGCAAUAUGACAGCGUGAUCCAGGAGUACCUGGAGCUGGGUCAUAUGAAAGAAGUUCCGCCGACUCACAAUUCUCCCUCGUAUCAUCUUCCUCAUCACGCGGUAGUUAAGCCCGAAAGCACCACUACAAAGCUUCGCGUUGUAUUCAACGCUUCAAGUCCGUCGGCAAAUGGGACCAGCUUAAAUGAUAUCCUUCAUGCUGGUCCAGACUUACAAUCCGAUCUAACGAUCCAGGUCCUGAAAUGGCGUUAUUUUCAAUACGUCUUCAGUGCAGACAUUACGAAAAUGUAUCGUCAGAUCUGGGUCGAUCCAAAACAUACCCCGUUUCAAAGAAUUCUGUUCCGAAACAAGGAAGGAGAUAUCCGAGACUUUGAACUAAAAACAGUUACCUUCGGUGUCAACUGCGCCCCCUUCCUCGCCAUUCGAGUCUUGCAACAGCUGGCAGAGGAUAUCCAAGCGCCAUUUCCAAAUGCCAGCCGCAUCAUCCAGCAGCACAUGUACGUCGACGACGUUCUGGCAGGGGCGAAUUCCGUAAACGAAGCCCAAAGUUCGAUUCGAGAGUUGCAAGCAGCCCUAAGUGCCUCCGGGUUUCCGCUAAGAAAGUGGACCUCGAACAACAAAAGCAUCCUUAAAGACGUCCCGGCCGAACACCUCCUUCAUAGCGAGUUCCUUGACAUCGAUGCCGAAAGCACUGCCAAGACGCUCGGUAUUCGGUGGAGGAUCCGCGUUCCGAGAUGGAUCUGGUACCAGCCUGAGGUAAUCAUAGAGCACCACGGUUUCUGUGACGCGUCUCAGAGAGCCUAUGGAGCGGCUAUAUACAUCCGCGUCGAGAUGGGGCAAAAGAUCCUGACUCGCCUGCUUACAGCCAAAACACGAGUGGCCCCGGUAAAAACCGUCUCCCUUCCUCUGCUAGAGCUCUGUGGUGCCGUGCUGUUAACCGAAAUGGUGACAGCAAUCCUUCCGCACAUGCCCUCCGCCAAUUCAGAUAUCCGCUGCUGGACAGAUUCCACAAUCGUCUUAGCCUGGCUAAGAAAGCCUGCGUGCAACUGGACCACAUUUGUGGCCAACAGAGUUGCCAAGAUCACGCAGGCGACGCCAGUCGACUGUUGGGCACACGUUCGCUCAGAACAAAACUCCGCCGAUCUAGCCAGUCGAGGCGUAUUCCUACAUGAAUUGGCAGAAAACCAUCUCUGGUGGCACGGACCAGAGUGGCUGCAAGGGCCACGAGAGCUAUGGCCAGCACAAAGCGACACUCUUCCAGUGACAGAGCUAGAGCAGCGCGCGGUCAAAGUGCAUUUUGUCAAGGCCCCGUCCAUCGACUUUCUCGAACGUUUUUCCAAAUUGGACAAGGCCCUGCGAGUUCUGGUCUGUGUUCAACGCUUCCUUAAACGCUGCCGCAAAGGUUCGUUCUUGCCCAAUUCACGGCCUACAAGUGAAGAGAUCCGGGAGGCAGAACGAACUCUGACCUCCAUUGCGCAGCGCAGACCAUAUGGCCAAGAGCUUCAGCAUCUGACCGAGAAAAGGCCUCUUCCAGUGUCAAGUCCUUUGGUGAAUUUGUUCCCGUUCAUUGACCAACAUGGCCUUUUAAGGGCGUGCGGCCGUCUCACUGCCUCCAAAACCCUGCAAUAUGAUGAACGUCAUCCGAUUAUUCUCCCCUAUGACUGUAGACUGUCGCGCCUCAUCGUCCAAUUUACCCACCAGAUUACUCUUCAUGGCGGUAGUCAAUUGAUCGUACGCCUGAUCCGAUCGAAGUAUUGGAUUCCUAAAAUCAAGAAUCUGGUGAAGGCUGUGGUCAAUCCGUAUUUGCUGGCCCUCACACCAAGCCAUUUCCUUAUUGGAGGGCCGUUGCUUUCCACGGCGGAACCCAAGAUAAAGGGCGAAGCCAAGUCGAUAAUAAAUCGAUGGCAACACCUCAAGGCACAACAUCGGCAGUUUAGUGCACGGAACCUCCAAGCCGACGAUAUGGUAGUUGUCAAGAAGGACAAUCUACCACCGAACGAAUGGCGACUCGGCAGAAUCGUUUAUGCCUUUCCAGGAGCCGACGACCGCAUUCGAGUCGUUGAGAUCCGUACGUCUCGCGGCACCAUAAAACGCCCUGUCCACAAGGUUAUUCUUCUACCGAUGGAGGACAAAGAGUCCUCCGUUCCUAGGGAUUAG